AUGCUACGCUCCAGGGCUUGCGAUUUUCGCGGCCAUGGUCAACUGGCAGCGGUGAUUACUCUUAUUAAUUGCACAAUGGGUGUUGUUGCUUUAGCGAUGCCCUACUGUUUUCAACAGUGUGGAGUGCUACUGUCAGUAGUUUCAAUCCUAAUUACUGGCAUUGCCUGUACAGGAUCGUGUGAUUUGCUCAUUAGGCUCUGCCUAACCCACAGAGUUACAUCCUUUGAAAAAACUUGUUUCCGACAUCUUGGUAUUCUUGGAAAACUCCUCACUGAAUUAAGCAUUAUAGGGCUAAUGCUUGGAUUUAUCGUUGGAUACAAUGUGAGCUUAUCUGAUUUGGGCUCUGGAAUCGCUUCGAAACUUUUUAUUAACAGUGAACCAGAAAAUCUACGGAUCCCCAUCCUCACUUUGUUCACGGUGAUAAUCACACCUCUCUGUUUCCUUACCAGGGUGCAAAGUCUCUCAAAUUUGAGCGCAUUCGCCAUGCUUUUCUACUGUCUCAUGAUUCUGCACAUGGUCUUUGUUAUUGGAUUGCCAAAACUGUUCACCGAUUUUCCUCUGUCUCACAUGAACUGGUGGCGUCCCGCAGGUCUCAUCAAUUGUGUUCCCAUCUUCUUCGCUUCACUUUUCUGCCAAACUCAGCUGCACACUGUCUACUGCGGCUCUCAGCACCUGUCGGUGAGUGACAUGCGACGAACCGUCCGACUGGUCAUGGUCAUUAUCGCUGUCGCUUACAGUCUGUUUGGAUUUUUCGGCUAUGUAGCGUUUGUCAAUAGUGGUGAAUUGCCCGGCAAUGUGUUCCUGAUUUACCCGAACGAUCUGCGCAGUUUGUGCGUCCAGGCUGGCUUCUUGUUCACUGUGACCGUGUCGAUUCCGCUCACCCUAUUUCCUCUUCGUGAAUCGUUGAGCAGUUUUCUGUUCCACAGAAAUCCAUCGUGGGCAGUUGACACCGAUAUCGGAUUGGAUAUUCCGGUACCCAAGAACCGUUUUCGCCUGAUGACUGUUUGUGUGCUGGCUGUAUGCUUUGCACUCAGCUUAACCACAAGCAAAAUUGAAAUCAUCAUCCAGUUGACGUCCACUCUGGCGGGCUCUCUGGUCGGUUAUAUUCUACCUGGUUUGACGGCCACGUACGCAUUUACGCAUGACAAAUCGGCGCGUCAACGACGCCACGCAACCAUGGUCUUGUUGGUCGGAGUUAUGUUGCUUGCUUUCAGUCUUCUAACUGCGCGUUACGUACCGGAUUCCGUCGGAUCCCUCCCGGCAGGCAUUCAGCCUGCAAUCCCGGCGCCACAUUUUAAGGCUGGGCCAGAUUCCGUUGCCAUAGCUGAACCUGCUGCUGCUGCAGAGCCGCCAAAACGGUCGAUCGAUGCGAUUCUCGAUAAACCGGACGGUUUAAAAAACAGGGACGUCGAUGUUAGACUGGAACCAAAGGCUGUCAAACAGGACAUGAAUGUGAACGGUUCCGAACGGAAAUCUUCGGUCAUUGACGGUAAUCUGAAUGGACCAGCACGGAUUGAUCGAGAGCCGAACGAGAACCAGUUGGAGUCCGCUGCAAAGAAGCCGGUACAAUCAAUUGUAAGGCCUGAGUUAGAAAAGCUUCCGGAUAAUGUGGUAAUGCCCGUGAUUCAUAGACAAGCGGUGACAACCUCGGCGGAUGCUGUUGUGAAAGAAAACGAUGGGCUAGCUCGUGUUGAUCGAGAACCGAACGAUGAAAGACCGAAGCGUGCUAUUGUGAGCAGACCGACUGAGACGAGUGAGAAACUCCCUAAGGGGCCCGCGAAAGAUGUCGCUUUGUCGACAGCGGUUCCCAAAAUAAAAAGUGGUAAUGAGCGGCCUCUGGUUUCUUCAUUGACAAACAGAGCUGAGGUGGACUUAAACGCGCCAGGAUGGAUUGAAACCCAGGAAAAACAAGUCAAACGGUCCAUCCAGUCUGAGCAGCUUUUGGUGCGAAACUCAACUCUCGCAGACUCCGUAGUGUCCGCUAGAGUAAAGGAUAAACGGAAUUCAAAGAGCACUUCACCUGCUCCGCUGACUGGAUCGGGUAUCCCAAGCCCUGAAGAAAGUGCUUCCAGAGUCAAGUCCACUAAAGUCAAAGAUGAAAACAUAAGAGCUAACCAACAGGAAAAUCCUGCAACUGCUGCCCCGGAGACUUCGACGUCACAAGUGCUAACCACAACUAUGCCUGCUAAUAGUAUGGGUACUCAACAGCCGUCAGGAAGACAAAAAAUAUCAGUUGACGAGAAAUCCACUCUUCCUCCAAAACAAUCGCAACAAGUAGCACCCGAUGAACAAGGGGGAAAGAAACCCUCAGUUCGGUUGGAGGUAAGGUGA
Opisthorchis viverrini is the source of this 2331-nucleotide messenger RNA. RefSeq lists its product as hypothetical. The transcript has 10 exons. Gene Ontology annotation, molecular function: amino acid transmembrane transporter activity. The coding region runs from base 1 to 2331 and encodes 776 amino acids. Lineage: Eukaryota; Metazoa; Platyhelminthes; Trematoda; Opisthorchiida; Opisthorchiidae. The record is from RefSeq and is a predicted model, not a curated record. Gene Ontology annotation, biological process: amino acid transmembrane transport.